CACCGUGGAGAGAGGGAGGAGGGGUACGGGAGGCGUCCGAACCGUAGAGGGGGUGAGCUGAGACCACCCCCGGCACAGGCCUCGGGAUCUUCAUCACCACCACAUACGGCUUUUCAUCCUCACCCCAAAGGUCCAAAUGUGGCUCUUGAGCUUCCUGUCACCCUCACCCUGAGGGCUGUAUUCCUGCAGGUGGGGUGUGGGACCUCUUGACAAUCCCCUCUCUAUCCUGCCUCCAUCUGGUGGGGUCAACCCUCCAGUGCCCAUCUAGGGCACUCAGCACCCUCCUGAUGACCCUGGGGACUUCCUUCCCUGGCAGGUACGAGCCUGUCCCAGCCUUCCCCAUCUCCUCGGUGUGCUGCCUUGUCCUUGAAACCAUCCACAGGCAGGAGCCCCUGUGGGCAUUGCUGGUGGGACAUCUUCCCAGAGGCCAGGAGGGACAAGCAACCCUGGGACGGGGAUAUCAGCACCUGCCAGCCCAUCCCUGCUUCACGCCGUGGCUCAGCCUCUCAGACCCUUCCUGCCUCUGAGGCAAUAAACGGUAAAACCAGGAGAUUUCAACACAGAGAUGGCCCAACUUCACCCCACAGCAUGCAGAGCACUUCCUCUGCUUUCUGGCAGGACUCUGUGCUUCAACAGAGCAAAUGUCCCCUGGUUUUGGAUACACUGGAAAGCCAUAGCCCUCUCCCCAGCCCUCCCAUGCUCCUGCAGAACCCACUGGUGUUGGGCCAUGCUGGUUCUGCUGUGUGACCCUCACGAAUUGUCUCUACCCUCUGCAGGUCCCAUGGGGCUCUGAAGACCUGACCUACAGCAGGUUCUUGUUGGCCACCCUUGGACAAGAACAUAACUCCCCCUCCUGAUCCUCUCAGCAGCCCAUCCCUCACAUCCCAGAGCUGCUUCCUGAACCCCAGGUUCUUUUCUGGAUGAGACUCUUAUGGGGAGCAGGCUUUCGUGGGCUUCAAGUCCAAACAGCAUUGCAUCAGGAGCUCCACCUCCUCUUUCUCCUCCUGCUCUUUCACAGUCACUCUAUAGCGACUUCCUGGCACUGCACACAACUUCUCAUCAACCAUUAGCAAAGAGCUUAUGGUUUCAGCAGAGGAGGACUUUGGAGAGGUUUGCCUUGUACCAGUCCUUCUGCUUGGAUGACUCUGGUGGCCUUCAGGAAGGAGGAGAGCACACAGGAAAGUGUCUGCUGAUGGAAAAUGACACAUCUGGAGGGGAAAGAGGCCGUGGUGAGGCACCUUCGGGCAAAGUUCCAAGGGAACAGGAUAGAUCCUCCCAGAGGAAGUGGCUCUGCAGCAUCCCCUGCACCAGGCUCCAAGGGUGAGCCACCUCCUGAGCCUGCCUGGGUCAGGAGGUUGGACUUCAGCAGAGCCUCUCCAUCUCACAGUAAAGAUCAGAGUGUGGGACAGCAUUUGCCCCCUCCUGCUGUCAGUGAGACCCCGAGAUGGCUGGUGCAACUGAAGAAGGGGAUUGCUCAAGACACCAGUUCCCCCCCAACCCCUGCAAAGCCAGGAGGAGAAGACACAUCAAGAAAGGAGGUGGCAGCCACCUCUGAUCCUCCCCAGAGAAACCCAGCCCCACAGACAUGGCCACUUGCCAAAGACAAGGGUCCUCCAGCAGUUCCUGCUAAAAGUGCAGCUGUUGCAGCCUCCUCAGACAUUGUGAGAAGCUCUCCCAGGGCAGGGCACCCAGCUCUGCCUCGGAGGAAGCCUUUGCCCCAUGCCAAGGUGCUGGGAGCAAGGCCAGGCAAGCCCAGGCGCCCUCCUGUCGUGGAUCUGGAGAAGUUUUGUGUGGUUGCACAUCCCAGGACAGCCAUCUGGCCUGCCAUGGAGCCACCAAGGAGAGCUUGUCCAGGUUCAGCCAAACCAGGCUGUGCUGCAUCAGCUCCGGCACGGUUCCCCCCGCAGGAUGCUCCAAGUGUGGUGGGGGAUGAAGAUGAGAUAUAUGAUGAUGUAGAGCCCAUUGGUUUCCUCAGGAAAAGCCAAGAUUUUCUGCUGCCCUCCAUGUCCUGGCUGCCAGCACAUCCCCACCCCAGAGGAGGUGGUGGUGCUGGUCAAGCCUCUAACAGAGUUGCUUUCCUGGCAGCUGCACAGAGAGAAGCCCAUGUCUCUCAGAAGAUGAAGCCAAUGACGCUCAAGGAAUGCAAGAAGGAAGAGAAGGCAGACAGGGAAUUUCAGAAGAAAUUCAAGUUUGAAGGAAGCAUCAGUGUCCUGACUCGAAUGAUGGUCGACCCCGCAGCACCAGAGAAGAGGGGUGGAGGGAAGAACCUGCCACUGAGACGAGGAGAAAUUCUUGAUGUGAUUCAGUUUACAAAUCAAGAGCAAAUCCUCUGUCGAAACAGCCAGAGGAGGUAUGGCUACGUGCCCCGGGCUGUGAUGCUUCACCUGGACACUGACAUCUAUGAUGACGUUGAGACUUAUGGUUGAGUGAUCUGCACUAAAGGCAAAGGCACAAGAUCGUUCCAACAGAGACCUCCCCAAGGGCUGAAACCUGAAAAGCACAAUAUGCCACACUCCUGCUUGGGAAGGAGCUCUGCUUCCUCUGAGAUGACUGCAAAAGCCACCGUGUCCUUGGGCUGCAAGGACCCUGUCUCAGAGGGCAGGGGGGUGAAAAAGAUCCUCAAGUCCAAAUA
Molecule: messenger RNA, 2632 nt
Organism: Calypte anna (Anna's hummingbird)
Lineage: Eukaryota; Metazoa; Chordata; Aves; Apodiformes; Trochilidae
Gene: PRAM1
Product: PML-RARA regulated adaptor molecule 1
Exons: 10
Coding region: 1200-2426 (408 amino acids)
Biological process (GO): integrin-mediated signaling pathway; T cell receptor signaling pathway; protein localization to plasma membrane
Cellular component (GO): plasma membrane
Molecular function (GO): protein binding
Source: RefSeq, a predicted model, not a curated record